CGGUGGUUAAGCCUAGGGCAGCCACUCCCUUUGGCUGCUUCGGAGUUGGGCUGCUCCGGCCGAGCGAGCAGUGCCGGGCUGCGCAUCUGCGGAAAGGAAGCGACGCGCCGCUGCUGGAGUUGAGCGGAAAGCCGCUUUUCAGCUCUCCGCUCCGGAGUGGCGCUGCGAUGACUUCGCGCAGGUGGUUUCACCCAAAUAUCAAUGGCAUCGAAGCAGAGAAGCUGUUGCUUACCAGAGGCGUCCACGGGAGCUUCUUGGCACGGCCUAGCAAAAGCAACCCUGGAGACUUCACCUUAUCAGUCAGGAGAAACAACGAGGUGACCCACAUCAAAAUCCAGAACAGCGGGGACUAUUACGACCUCUACGGAGGAGAGAAAUUUGCCACCUUAGCAGAGCUGAUCCAGUAUUACACUGAGCAGCAGGGACUGUUACGGGAGAAGAACAGCAAUGUCAUUGAGCUGAAAUUCCCUCUGAAUUGCCAGGAUCCGACCUCGGAGAGAUGGUACCAUGGCCAUCUGACGGGCAAAGAGGCUGAGAAUCUCCUAACCGAGAAAGGCAAGCCAGGAAGCUUCCUGGUACGGAGCAGCCAAAGCAAGCCAGGCGACUUUGUUUUGUCAGUGCUGACGAAUGAGGACAAAGCGGACACGGGGGAUCGGAAGCCCCGGGUGACUCACAUCAUGAUCCGCUAUCAGCCAGAUGGAAAAUAUGAUGUGGGAGGCGGCGAGCGUUUUGACACCCUCACGGACUUGGUGGAGCACUAUAAGAAGAACCCGAUGGUGGAGAAAUCUGGGGCAGUUGUACACCUGAAACAGCCUUUCAAUGCCACCCGAAUCAUUGCGGCCAACAUAGAGAACCGAGUGAAAGAGUUGAACAAGAUGGCGGACCACAGCGAGAAGGCCAAGCAAGGAUUCUGGGAGGAGUUUGAGAUGUUACAGCAGCAAGAGUGCAAAUUCCUGUAUCCCAGAAAAGAAGGACAGCGGCCAGAAAACAAGGCAAAGAACCGCUAUAAGAACAUCCUCCCUUUUGACACAACCCGUGUGGCCCUCCGUGAAGUGGACCAGAGCGUCCCGGGUUCCGACUACAUCAAUGCCAAUUAUAUCAAGAACAUUCUCGAAGACGGGCAGAGCUCUGAACAUAGCAAAGUCUACAUUGCCACCCAGGGCUGUCUACAAACUACCGUCAAUGACUUCUGGGCCAUGGUUUACCAGGAGAAAACGCAUGUCAUUGUCAUGACGACCAAAGAAGUAGAACGAGGGAGGAAUAAAUGUUUCCGGUACUGGCCAGAUAAAAACUGCACCAAAGAAUAUGGGCACACCAGCGUGAGGAACAUCAAUGAGCACGAAGCUCAGGGUUAUCACGUCCGGGAGCUAGAGAUUGCACGGACGGAUAGGGAAGAGCGAUCCAGGCAGAUUAAGCACUUUCAGUACUUCAGCUGGCCGGAUCACGGGGUCCCGAAUGAGCCUGGAGGGGUCCUCAGCUUUCUGGAUCAAGUCAACAGAGCCCAAAGGAGCGUUCCAGACCCGGGGCCCAUUGUUGUGCACUGCAGUGCUGGAAUAGGACGCACAGGCACAAUCAUCGUGAUAGACAUCUUGGUAGACACGAUUCACAGACAAGCAGGCUUGGAUUGUGACAUUGACAUCCCAAAGACCAUCCAGAUGGUGCGACGGCAGCGAUCAGGAAUGGUGCAGACGGAGGCGCAGUACAAGUUUGUCUACAUGGCUGUCCAGCAUUACAUCGCAACGGAGCAGAAGGAGCUGGAGGAGCGACAGAGAACCAUGAGGAAGGAGAAAGAAUAUUUGAAUAUCCGGUAUCCACCAGCGGAGAAACCGAGAACCAAAGGACGGCCCCCUUCGCCACGGGUCCCGAUGGGGGUUGAUGAUGAAUCAGCCUCUGUAUACGAGAACUUCAAUGUCAAAGCGCCAAAGGUCUCAGGGAUAAGUAACUCGGGGCGAUAGCCACUUAGGAACGGAGCAGAUGCUGGUGGCUAGAAAUGAGGAUCCAUCGAGGGGUUACAGCCGUACCUUUGCAAGAACCUGCCCUUUACCACGCAUUGCUUGUUUUGUCGCCAGGCCUGGCUGUCCUCAAGUGCAUCUUGGAUUCUACCCAGAAAAAAAAGGAAGCUCCAAAAAAUUUUAUAAGCUGCCUGUCAUUGAGGUGGACGAUCCGCUCUUCAGGGACAAAAUGUGGCCUAAUUUACUCAGGAGAAAGAGAGCAGAAAAAGCUGCUGAUCCAACCUUGUAUGGAUUGCCUGGAGCUGAUCUGGAAGUGCCUCUAGAUGUUUAUGAAUCUUGUUUUACUUUGUUUCAUUUAUAUAUAUAUAUAUAAAGCACAGUAAGUUAAUAAAUGCCUUUUUCUUGCUGUUGUUAAAAGGAUGCUUAAAAAGCAAAGAAACAAAAGAGAAACGAGUGUGGUGUUGUGAACGAACACUAAAGCUGGGAGUGGAAGAAGCAGACUCUCUGACACCAUUGGGUCCCUCUCUGACCAGAGAAGCUGCAGUCCCUGAAAUUCCCUCUUUCAGCCCGCUACCGAAGGACCCCCUGCCCUCUCCUUCACAAACUCAUCCCCUAAUCCUUCCACUCUUUUCAGCUAAGUCGUGUUCCAUCUUCCCAGUCUCCUUUGCAAGGUGGAACCCAGGAGAAGCCCACCAAACCGGGAUGGGGAGAAGACCACCACACAACCCCAUUUAUAUAAAACUGAAAUGUUUAUUAACGCAUAUAAAAUUAAAUAGAUCCUUUGUUUUUCUCCAA
Pogona vitticeps (central bearded dragon) is the source of this 2747-nucleotide messenger RNA. Lineage: Eukaryota; Metazoa; Chordata; Lepidosauria; Squamata; Agamidae. The record is from RefSeq and is a predicted model, not a curated record.